Salvia hispanica is the source of this 3537-nucleotide messenger RNA. Its product is annotated as putative LRR receptor-like serine/threonine-protein kinase At1g06840. Lineage: Eukaryota; Viridiplantae; Streptophyta; Magnoliopsida; Lamiales; Lamiaceae. Gene Ontology annotation, biological process: protein phosphorylation. Gene Ontology annotation, molecular function: protein binding; protein kinase activity; ATP binding. The record is from RefSeq and is a predicted model, not a curated record.
CAUCUUGAACUCUUCUUUCAAAUUCUUAAUUUAAAUAAGCUGUCUGUCUCAAUAACUGAAUAAAGUAUAGAAAUCCAGCUCCCAUUUGAUGUGAGUUGUUGUGCAUACAUUUUCAACGUUUUCGCAUUCAACCAACAUCUCUACAUUCUAGAAGUAGUAGUUUCCGCAGCGCUUAAUCACCGUCGCAGUCUGUCGCGCUUGCACACGCAUUCUCACGCCAUUUCACCAAGUCUAUGCUGAUUCCGAUGCUGACUACUUAUUUGUGUUUAUAGAAAAGGCAGGGAUUUGGGUGUUAUUAGAUGGUGAAUUUUGGGGUGUCUCAAAUGCCCUAUGCAAAGUUUGGGAGGAUUUUGAUUGUAUGUUUGUGCUUGGCGUCUGUGGCUAUCAUCGCAAACAGCCAAAGGACGCCUCAGGGAGAAGUUAAUGCAUUGCGAUCCAUCAAGAACAGUUUAACUGAUCCCUAUAAAAAUCUUCGCAACUGGAACAAGGGGGAUCCAUGCAAGGCAAAUUGGACUGGUGUUAUCUGCCACAUUUUAACACCUACUGAUGGUUAUCUGCAUAUUACUGAAUUGUUGUUGUUAGAUAAGAAUCUUUCAGGAACUUUAUCUCCAGAGCUCGGCCGUUUCCCUUAUAUGAAGAUACUGGAUUUUAUGUGGAACAAUAUUAGUGGGAUAAUACCAAAGGAGAUAGGCAACAUCGCAUCUUUGGAAUUGCUGCUUCUGAGUGGAAAUCAGUUAAUUGGUUCCUUGCCUGAAGAGCUCGGUAAACUAUCCAACUUGAACAGGAUACAAGUUGACGAGAAUCAAAUAUCGGGACCUAUGCCAUUGUCAUUUUCCAACUUGAGCAAAGCAAAGCACAUCCACAUGAAUAAUAACUCACUCAGUGGACCAAUACCACCGGAGCUAUCUCGACUUCCAGUUCUUGUUCAUUUGUUGCUUGAUAAUAAUAACUUAUCAGGACAUCUGCCCCCAGAAUUGUCUGAACUGACACAUCUGCUAAUACUUCAACUUGACAAUAACAACUUUAGUGGAAGCACAAUACCUUCUUCGUAUGGCAACAUGACACGCCUGUUGAAGUUGAGUUUAAGCAACUGCAGUUUAUAUGGGGAUAUUCCUAAUUGGAGCAAUAUGCUGAAUGUUGCUUACAUAGAUUUGAGCCUGAACCAACUUAAUGGAUCCAUACCAACAGGUGCACUUUCUCGGAAUAUUACAUUCAUUGAUCUCUCCAACAACACUCUCAAUGGAAUUGUUCCUAGAAGUUUUUCUGAGCUUCCUCUUCUACAGAAAUUGUCCCUUGCAAAUAAUUUAUUAAGUGGUUCUGUUCCUUCCAGUAUUUGGCAAAACAGGAUUCUAAAUGCAUCAGAGAGACUCAUACUGGAUUUCACAAACAAUAGGUUUUCAAAUAUUUCAGGGAGUCUUCUCACCGCUCCCAACAUCACCAUUGGGCUCCAGGGAAAUCCACUAUGCUCCAAUAGGACCCUCAUUCAAUUCUGUGGGCCUAAUGAAGAACAUCCAAGCAAUUUAAUAAAUAUCACAAGGGUCGAUGGUUGUUCUCCUCAGUUAUGCAAACCUCCAUAUGAGUAUGCCCCAGCAUCUCCUGGAAUGCCUUGUUUUUGUGCUGCACCGCUUCAUGUUGGAUAUCGCUUGAAGAGCCCAGGGUUUUAUGAUUUUGUUCCCUACCUCAGUGAUUUUCAGGAAGAGCUAAGUAGUGGGCUUGGUUUGAAUAUCCAUCAGCUUGCCAUCAAUUCUGCUAUAUGGCAGAAGGGGCCUCGUCUGAGAAUGUAUCUUAAAAUUUUUCCGCCAUACAGAAAUAAUAGCAUGCAAUUAGUUAACGACAGUGAGGUACUCCGGAUUCGUGACUUGUUUAGUGGAUGGAGGAUCAAAGAUAACCAUGUCUUUGGGCCCUUUGAGUUUCUCAACUUUACACUUUCAGAUGCUUACGCAGAUUUCCUCCCACCUUCAUCAUCUGGCAUAAGCAAGGGAGCACUAGCAGGUAUUAUACUGGGAACUAUAGCUGGAUCAGUCGUUCUAUCUGCAUUUGUCUCGCUUCUUAUCUUGAGAAGACGCAUCCGUAAACAUCAUCAACUAUCAUCGAAACGUCUAUUAUCAAGGAGCUCUAUCAAAAUCGAUGGCGUGAAGGAUUUCACUUACAGUGAAAUGGCACAGGCCACGAAUAAUUUUGAUAGCUCUAGUGUGGUAGGGCAAGGAGGUUACGGAAAGGUUUAUAGAGGUGUUCUUGCUGAUGGAAAAGUUGUUGCUGUAAAGCGUGCUCAAGAGGGAUCACUUCAGGGUGAAAAAGAGUUUCUUACAGAAAUAGAACUACUCUCAAGAUUACAUCAUAGAAACUUGGUGUCCCUGACUGGAUAUUGUGACGACCAAGGUGAACAGAUGCUGGCUUAUGAAUUCGUGCCUAAUGGCACAUUGAGGGAUCAUCUAUCUGGGAAGUUUAAAGCGCCACUGAAUUUUGCUAUGAGAGUAAGAACAGCAUUAGAUGCGGCCAGAGGCAUCCUUUACCUUCACACUGAAGCCAAUCCUCCAAUAUUUCAUCGGGAUAUCAAGUCAAGCAAUAUAUUGAUGGACUCGAAGUAUAGUGCCAAGGUUGCUGAUUUUGGACUGUCAAAGCUGGCCCCAGUGUCUGAAUUCGACGGCAAUGCCCCUGGUCAUGUAUCUACAGUUGUGAAGGGAACCCCGGGAUACCUUGAUCCGGAGUAUUUCCUAACUCACAAGCUAACAGACAAAAGCGACGUUUAUAGCCUUGGGGUAGUAUUUUUGGAGUUGCUAACUGGAAUGCACCCUAUUUACCAUGGGAAAAACAUCGUGAGGGAGGUCAACAUUGCAUAUAACUCUGGCAUUGUAUUCUCUGUGAUCGAUGAACGGAUGGGAUCUUAUCCUUCGGAAUGUGUCCAAAAGUUCGUAAAUCUGGCGCUCAAGUGCUGCAAAGAUGAUCCAGACGAGCGGCCUUCAAUGGCUCAAGUGGUGAGGGAGCUGGAUAACAUAUGGAUGAUGAUGCCAGAUAAAGAUAGCGAGAUAAGUGACUACCCAGCAAAGGAGGUGAUGAGUUACCCUGGAAAGGAGGUGAUGAGUAGUGUAGCCUCUUCAUCUAUUGUGACAACGUCGUAUGGUUCAGAAUAUGUGAGCGGCAGCGACCUGAUCAGUGGUGCCAUUCCUGGAGUUGCACCGAGGUGACAUCUUUUUUAUAUUCUCAUGUGUGUUUUUAUUGAUAAACGAACUGAAAUUUGGAAAGGCCGCGCUAUGAUGGGCUCAAAACCAAGACCUUUGGUUUGGGCACUAACCACUCUACCACUUGUUUAUAUUGUCGUGUUAGUUUGUGGAAUAGGGGGAGAUUAGUAGAUGGAUGCACAUAGUUACCUCCCCUUUCAAUAAUACCAGACCUCAGAUAAUAAUCAGUAUAGCUAUAGGAGUACACUGUACACUCGCAUAGGUAUUAAACUCUUUUAUUUUGCAGUUACUCCCCAUGUAUAUACAAUGGAACUAUGGGGUCUUUUUUGGUUUAUAAAUUACUCCAAUUUGAGGCUGC